Diversispora eburnea is the source of this 1041-nucleotide messenger RNA. The record is from the annotation of a GenBank genome assembly. NCBI's taxonomy places the organism in Eukaryota, Fungi, Glomeromycota, Glomeromycetes, Diversisporales, Diversisporaceae.
AUGGCUCAUCAUAUCAUAUCAAGAUAUAGUGAAUUUAAUAUAAGUGGAAAUAGUAGUAAUAGUUCAGGCGAAGGAGGAAUAUUGACAUAUUGUUAUAAGUGGAAAAUCCUCAACUGGAAUGACGUUAAACCGUUCACGGAAUAUGCAAGUCCACCGUUCAUUGCGGAUGGAUUGCAAUGGGUUUUUAAGGUUUUAUCAUUAUAUUUGGGUAUUCUAGAGACAUCACCUGGAUGUCUUAUUGGUAUUCGUAAAAAAGUUGCAAUUAUUUUUGUUUUGGAAAAUUUAAAAACCAGAGGAAUUGAUUAUGGAAAAUUGGAAUUACCAGUUUGGUUUUGUGCUAAACAUUCGACUUGGGGUGAAGAAACUCUAAUUUCAUUGGACGAAAUGGAUAGAUUCAUUAGUAAUAACACAGUUUCAUUAUGUGUCAAAUUCGAAAUUCAAGAAUCAAUCAUUGAUGGACCACCAGAAAUUCCCAAUCCAUUUAAUAAAUUAGUAAAUUCAUCAAAAUUUUCCGAUAUCAAAUUUCAAGUGAUCGAUGAAUAUGGUAGAGAUAAAAUAUAUUAUGGGCAUAAAGGAAUUUUAGCCAGUUCGUCACCAGUAUUUGAAGCGAUGUUAACUAAUGGAAUGAAAGAAACAUUUGAAGAUAAGAUUCAAAUUUACCAAGUUAAUCAUAAUGCUUUCUUAACCUUACUUACUUUCAUAUAUACCUUUAAAAUUAUUAUUAAAUCAUUAUGUGAAGCGGAAAAUUUAUUAUCAUUGUCUGAUAGAUUUGAUAUUGUUCCAGUACGUAAAGAAUGUUUAAGAUAUUUUAGGAUGGAAAUUAAUGUUGAUAAUGUUUGGGGUAUUUGGGCAAUUGCUGAAAAAUAUUCGUGCACAAAAACUUCAACCACAUGUCGAGAUUUUGUUGCACUUUAUCUUGAUAUUCUAUUAGAAAAAGAAUCUACACUUCAAGCUGAUCCAAAUAUUCUUCGUUUAGCAUUGGAAAAUGAUGAAGUUAAUGUUCAUAAUGAAGAAAAAAUAUAUGAACUUGUAGUUAAAUGG